Podarcis muralis (Common wall lizard) is the source of this 1293-nucleotide messenger RNA. RefSeq names its product HIG1 hypoxia inducible domain family member 2A (gene HIGD2A). Gene Ontology annotation, biological process: mitochondrial respirasome assembly. Gene Ontology annotation, cellular component: mitochondrion. The record is from RefSeq and is a predicted model, not a curated record. Lineage: Eukaryota; Metazoa; Chordata; Lepidosauria; Squamata; Lacertidae.
CUAUUGGGCUACAGUGGGCCCCGCGCGCCGCCUCGUUUGUACGGUAGCCGAAGAGGGUCAAAGCAUAACUUAGCGCGAAGCAGCCUGUCCGCCUUUCCCGUGGUGUGGCCUCCUCCGGCGCCUGUUCGGCCAUGGCUCAGAGCGCGCCGCCGCCCUUCGACCCCAACAACCCGCCCUUGAUCGAGGGCUUCACGCCAACCGCCUACCACCCGGAGGAGGGGUUCGGGGACAAGUUCCGGCGCAAGACCCGCGAGAAUCCGCUCGUGCCCAUCGGAUGCCUUGGCACAGCAGGAGUUUUGGCCUAUGGACUCAUCUGCUUCAAGAAGGGAAAUACCCUGCAGUCCCAGAGGAUGAUGCGGGCACGUGUUCUAGCCCAGGGCUUCACCGUCGCAGCCAUAUUGGUGGGUGUGGUGGUUGCGUCAAUGAAACCAAAGAAGUGAACCUGCUACUGUUGUGCAGCCACGUGUGGCUAUCCAGUAUCAUACUGAGUCUUUCUGCAAUGGAGAGGGUGCUUUCCACACCUUGUGUGGUGAUAUUUUGUAGUGACCAUCAGGUGCCAGAUGGUUCCGUUAAAUAUAUAUAUACUCUCACACACAUACAUAAAGCAGUGUUCACUUAUUCAAGUAAUUAAACCUUGACACUGGUAUAUAAGGAUUUUUCUGCACUGAUAUUAUUAUGACAGGCAGCGAGCGUUUUGCACAUGUUCAAUUGACUCCCCAAGCGUCACUCUUGGAAAUGACCAUCCAAGUAGGACCAGAACCACUGCAAAGUGGUGCCACCCACCCUUGAGUCAGACAACCGCUCCAGAAGGAUACCAUCGUUGAUUGUAUUGAAAGCCACUGAGAGGUUGAGGAGAAUUAACAUGGGCACAUUUCUCCUGUCUCUCUCCCAACAAUCAGGGCAAGGCCACCCCCAAAGAAGAUGUUAUGAGGGUGGCCCUUGCCCUUGCCUCCCCACAAAGUGGCACCACCAUUGGCCCACGUCUUUAUGUAGCCCUUACUCCCCUGCUAGAAUGAGCCCAGGUGGGUUUUUAAUCAGUCAGUCAGCAGAUUGUGGAGUGUUGCAAGCUUCCCUCUGUCCGCUAAAGGUGCAAAAAGGCCAGCUUCUUCAAGAGGAGGCAGCAUUCCAGCAGCUGUGGAGGAGGACCAGAUAAACAGCUCACCUCCUCCAUUGAUGGGCUCUGGCUGCUGCUACCUCCAAGAACAGUGUCCGUUCUCUCUUAUAUAGCCUUGUCGUAAAGCUGGUUUGGCUGACAAGGCCAAUCAAUAUAUUGGAGUAAAAGUUAUUAGUAAA